AUGCCCGAAGCCGACAUGGCAGCCGUGGCGCAGGGCGCAGGUAAUAACUCGAGCGACUUUGUUCGCAAAUUAUACAAGAUGCUAGAGGAUCCGGCCUACAGUGAGGUAGUCAGGUGGGGCAAUGAAGGCGACAGCUUUGUCGUUCUUGAGAAUGAGAAAUUUACCAAAACUAUACUACCAAAACAUUUCAAGCAUAGCAACUUCGCGAGUUUUGUUCGACAACUUAAUAAAUACGACUUCCAUAAAGUGCGGCAUAAUGAAGAAAAUGGACAAUCCCCAUAUGGCGCAUCUGCGUGGGAAUUCAAACACCCCGAGUUUCGGGCUGAUAGGAAAGACAACCUCGAUAAUAUCCGACGAAAAGCCCCGGCACCUAGGAAGGCUCAGGCCGCGGAGGAGCAGUUCGGGGUUUCUAACCAACAAGUCCUUGUUCUUAGCGAGACGCUGGCCGCGACACAGCAGCAGGUCCAGCAACUUCAAGAAUCCUAUCACGAGAUUGUGAAUGCGAAUAAGAUCUUCGUAGAUGAAAUACUUCACCUACAGAAGCUAGUCCGCGCGCAGAAUCAGGUGCACAACGAACUCAUCAACCAUUUAAACAAGGCCGAACAGGAAAGGAAAGACACUCGAAAUCCAGGUCACUCAGCAGGCGGAUAUUCUAACACCUCUAAUCUCUUGUCAGAUGGCUCCGAGUCGCCUCUCGAGCUACGCCGAGCUCGCGAUAUUCUAAACAGCCUCCAGGUAGAUCAUGUUGCAGACCGGGAUCUGAAUCGAAUGUCUGUUCAAUUACACCAAGUAGGCGGUUCUCCUGAAUCCGCCGGAUCUUCGGGGAUGAUGGGACCGCCUGGCGUAGGUGGUGUAAAUCCAUUCCUGCAUGACCCUCUGAAUGACAUGCGGCAUCUUGUAUACCCCGUUGGUCAAACAGUAGGUAUAGACCCCUUCGCCGCCGAACAUAUUAACAACCUUCCGUAUAAUCGGCCGGUACAGGACAAUGCGAUGGGCCCUGGCCACGAAUUUAACGGCCCGGCCAUGCACUCCCAAACCCCCCCGGGAGCUGCAUCGCAAGGUGGUUCGCCUUGGGGGUCCAAGAAACCGGUCGUCCUUCUCGUGGAGGAUGAUAGAACAUGUUCUCGAAUCGGCUCUAAAUUCCUUGCCCAGUAUGACUGUGGUGUAGAGAUUGCACGCGAUGGUCUCGAAGCUGUGAAUAAAGUUAAUGCAAAGCAGCAUUACUACGACCUCAUUUUCAUGGAUAUCAUCAUGCCGCAGCUGGACGGUGUCUCGGCAACUGCCAUGAUCCGCGAAGUACAACCCAAUACACCAAUUAUUGCCAUGACUUCCAACAUCAACCAGCAAGACCUCGAGACGUACUUUCACUGGGGUAUGCGAGACGUACUUGCUAAACCAUUUACCAAGGAGGGAAUGAUCGGUAAGCUUAGGAAGCAUCUUGCCAAUUUCUUGCGGAACCCCCCUCCGGAGAGUAUGAUGGACUCGAUGUAUCCAAAUGGAGCUCCAGGCCAGCCACCGACACCUGGUCCGUAUUCAAACCAGGGCAUGGGAAUGGCGCCAUUAUCGGCGGCGUCAUCUGGCCCCGUCGGGAAGUUUGAUACUACUCCGAUACAGUCGCCAGCCACGAGUGCUUCGUGGCAUUCCCCGGGCCAGAUACCUCAUGCUUCGCCGACAAUGGCCCAGGACCAAGGGUAUCUCGGCGCAGGUAGCGGUUCGCAGAUGGUAUUAACACCGGGCGGGACUCAGAAACCGCAGUAUGCGAAUACGAUGAUACCCCAGAUGGGCGUACCUCCUCCGCAAAGGAUGCCUGAUGGUAUGCAGCGCUCAGACGGGCCCCCGGAGAAGCGACAGCGACUGUACGCGUCGCAGACGAGUUAUAACCAAUAA
Daldinia childiae is the source of this 1887-nucleotide messenger RNA. RefSeq names its product Transcription factor SKN7. The record is from RefSeq and is a predicted model, not a curated record. Gene Ontology annotation, biological process: regulation of DNA-templated transcription; phosphorelay signal transduction system. Gene Ontology annotation, molecular function: sequence-specific DNA binding; phosphorelay response regulator activity; DNA-binding transcription factor activity. Bases 1 to 1887 code for a protein of 628 amino acids. Lineage: Eukaryota; Fungi; Ascomycota; Sordariomycetes; Xylariales; Hypoxylaceae. The transcript is spliced from 7 exons.